Messenger RNA from Suillus paluster, 2744 nucleotides. RefSeq lists its product as uncharacterized. The record is from RefSeq and is a predicted model, not a curated record. The transcript is spliced from 9 exons. Lineage: Eukaryota; Fungi; Basidiomycota; Agaricomycetes; Boletales; Suillaceae. Bases 184 to 2559 code for a protein of 791 amino acids.
GCAAACAAGUCAUCUCGAGUCACGUGUAGCACGUGCUCGGGCGCGCCCCUCAUUAAGUAGUCAAGUGGCGUGUUCCACUUCUUCCCACGCGAAAUUUGGAAGACGCACCCCCUGUUUCCCUCAAUUUACAUCCACCACCAUCCCAACCAGCGAACAGAGACUUUGAAGUACCACUGAAGCCUUAUGGUUGCCUCGAAAUCCAAAAAGACGUCCAAGUAUACGUAUGCGGAACGGGUUCUGAGCGCAUUUUCGCAGGCACAGAAAGAGCACAGGAGGCACAGUAUCCACCUCGCUACCCUUCGUGCGCACGUGAGAAAAAUUGCGAAAGAAAAGAAAGAUAAGCUGGGACCUCAGUGGGCAUCAUGGGUAGGAAAAGCUGUUAAGAAACUUGAAGAGCAGGGAGUUUUGCAGCCCGCUGACUCUAAUGGGCAUGUAGGCAUGACCCCAGAAGGUAAAAAAGCUCUCUCCUAUGCUCGUCGCAAAUUCCUUCCGACCGCCACCGGGGACGCAUCACCUGCACAAGAGGACGCUGUCUGGAAAAACGUCACCGAGCAUUUCUCUCCAUCAGUACAUAAACGGCAGCGCGCGAGAUCCGCGUCUCGUUUAAGGUCGGUUCUUGGCGAGGAAGAAGUCGAGGAAGAUAGCGCUUCCGUGCGCGGAAGUCCUAGGGCAAAGAGACGGCGACGGGCACCGUCCCCUGUCAAGUCUCCCGAGCGGUCCUUGACAAAGAUGACAAAGGCAGAGCUCCAAACUAAGGUCCGAGAGCUCCAACGGGCAAAACUUACGGAUCAACAGCUGAAGGCUCAACUUGCUAACCGCGAGGAGCAGCUGCGCGACGUACAAGAUGAACUCAGGACGUUGAAGCUCUCAGCUCAACGGGCGCGCGCGGUUAUGCAAGAAGAAGAACUGACGGAAUUGGAUGAUCAGGAAUUCCAGCACAACAUGGAUGAAGAAUUUCCGGUGCUUGAUUUCCCGACAUUUGAUGUCCAGAUACCACGCGCUGGAACGCCUGCAGGGCAAGGUGCAGGUGUGAUACGGACCCAAUCGGGCUCUAUUAUUCACGAUAUCUCUAUGCGGCCCACUCCUGCACCAAGCUCUCCUGAUGCAGAAUGCGACCGGAGGUACGGAGGCGACGAAGAUGUAUUUGCGGACCAGCAGCGCCAACAUCUUCGUACUCCUGAAUCUCUGCCAGACCGCAGGGCCCCAGAGAUUGUUGAAGCGCAACAGCCUGCUUGGACGAACACCAUUGAUGCUAUGAAACUGGAGAUCGCGGAGUGCGCGACUGAGUGCCAAACUCUCAAAGAUACGGUGACCCGACUUCAGAACGAGCAUGACAUCCUAACAGGCACGCUUGAUAGCCACAAGUCACGCGUAGCCGAUCUUGAGGGCGAAACCCAGCACCGUCAGACCAUGAUCAACGAACUUGAAUCUCGGAAGCGCGACCUUCAACAAUGCCUCGCCGAUCGUGAUGACAAUAUCACCCAACUCCAAAACACAGCUCUCGAGAACGAGCAAGCUGCCAUCGAACUUAAGAAGACGCUCGCUCAGAAGGACACCUCGUUGAAUGCCAUUUCAACAGAAGCCGAGACACUUUUGCGCAGCAAGAAUGAGAUUACCGCCAGGGUGCGGGGAUUGGAAGAGGAAAUAAUUGCUGCGCGGAGCGAGAAUAGGCGCUUGACAGACGAGCUCGCUAGUUCUCGCAGAGGAGAAGAAACCCUUCGAGAGCGCAUGACGGAACUCGUGCAGACCACAGAAGAAAGACAAGGAGAACUUACACAAGCCCUAAGUGUUGCGCAGAACGAAGCCGGACAUGGCGCUGUGCUCGCUAAGGAGCUCCUCGUCAUGACCGAGGCUACCAACGAGCUCGAGAAACAGCUCUCUAAGGCCAAAAACACCGUCAAGAACUUCAAAGCUGAACUCACAGAAGUCUAUGGAUUCAAUGGUCAGCUUCAGCUGGCUUUAGGUGGAUCCAAGAAGGAGAUUGAAGAGUUGAAGAGCAAGAUCACGUUCGCUGAGAAGAGGGAGGGAGAAUUGUCGUCGAAAUUGCUCGCCGCUGAUGCGACGAGGCAGUUUUUGGAGGAUGCCGCUGCGACUAUGAAGAAUGCAUCACGAGCCGAACACGUGAAGGCGCAGUCUACCAUUCUCGGGCUCCUCGAGAAAAUUGACGGACUGCAAAUUCUGCGCGACAACGAAACGCAAGGGUCUACUGUCAGAAUUACAGCUCUGGAAGGUGAAAUCGAGGGUCUUCGAUGGAACCUUCGCAGCGCGAACGAGGCUCAGCAGAGUGCCCUCGAUGCGUUCAACCAGUCCAAAGACGACUUUGCGCGCUUGGAGAAUUUGUUCACCGCGGAGCAGGUCACUUGUAAUGAUCUUCGGGUCAGUCUGACUGAAGCGGAGGAGCAAGUCUCUAGCUUGAGAGUAGCAAAGAAAGCCGAUGAGUUGACCAUGGUCACUGUCAAGACGCUUUAUGAAAAAUGGAAGAGAAUGCAUGCAGACUGGAUAUCUGAUUUGGAGAAUACGCUUUCUCAUGUGCAACCGGCAUCAUUAGCAAGCGCGUAGCGAUGUAUCUGCAUGAACUAAUGCAGACCGAAGGAAAUUUGGCGGUCCUCAUAUAGGCCAUUGACGAGGUUGAUCUGGACCUAAACAUUUACUGAGGAUAUAACAAUAUCUGUCUUAAUUUUGAGGUGCUAGCUUUGCGUAGGCUAAGUAGUUCAAGUAGUGAAAUCAAACUGCUCAUCUCUGGA